This is a messenger RNA of Lotus japonicus, 2146 nucleotides long. RefSeq names its product hydroquinone glucosyltransferase-like. NCBI's taxonomy places the organism in Eukaryota, Viridiplantae, Streptophyta, Magnoliopsida, Fabales, Fabaceae. Bases 145 to 1554 code for a protein of 469 amino acids. The transcript has a single exon. The record is from RefSeq and is a predicted model, not a curated record. Gene Ontology annotation, molecular function: UDP-glycosyltransferase activity.
UUUCAUGCUUAUAAAUAUUACAGGAGGUAGUAUAACCAUCAUCAAGAGUUCAAGACAUAUCAUCUUGCAAAAUUUCAGGUCUCUACAUUCUAGGUACACUAGCUCUCUAUUUCCAUAUAUUAGUAUUUCCUAUUAUCACAUAUCAUGGAGAGGAAAACAUGCAUUGCCAUGGUUCCAGUCGCUGCACUGAGCCAUUUCAUUCCAUUUGCUGAGUUUGCAAGGCGACUGGUUCAACACAACCAUGAAUUACAAGUUACAUUCCUCAUCCCCACACAUGGACCUCUCACCCCUUCCAUGCAAUCCCACCUAAACGCUCUCCCACCAAACAUAGACUUCAGUGUUCUUCCCCAAGUGAACAUUGAAGACCUUCCACAAAACACUACACCUUCAACAAAAAUGAAACUCAUCGUGAAGCGGUCAAUCCCAUUUCUGCAAGAGAAAGUGAGCGCACUAAGUUCGCACUUUCACCUUGCUGCUCUAGUGUGCAGCAUGUUCUCAACCGAUGCACAUGAGGUGGCUAAGCAAUUCAACCUAUUAUCUUACCUUUUCUAUGCCUCAGGGGCUGUGUUUCUCUCAUUUGCUCUCUCUCUUCCCGAUCUUGAUGAGAGCGUGAGCAACUCUGAGUUCUUAUCAGACUCAAUAGAAACUGUGAAUGUUCCUGGAUUUGCCGUGCCUUUCCAUGUCAAAGAACUUGUAGACCAUGUUCUUUGUGAAAGGUCAAGUGAAACCUACAAAUCAUUUUUUGAUGUGUGUCGAAAAAUUUCAUUUGUGGAUGGAGUCAUAGUGAAUACCUUCACAGAUUUGGAAGCAGGGGCCAUAAGGGCUCUUCAAGAGGGAGAAGGUCCUUGUGCUUAUCCUGUUGGACCAAUCAUUAUGACUGAGUCAAGUAGUGAUAUGAACAAGUUAUUGUGUUUGAAAUGGUUGGACAAUCAGGCACCAAGUUCUGUUCUUUAUGUCUCUUUUGGGAGUGGUGGAACACUCUCUCAUGACCAACUCAAUGAGUUGGCAUUUGGAUUAGAAAUGAGUGGCCACAAGUUCUUGUGGGCUGUGAGAGUUCCUAACAAGGAUAGUUGUUCUGCUUAUUUUGAUGCAGAAAAAAAGGAGGAACCACUAGACUAUUUACCAUCUGGUUUUCUGGAUAGAACCAAAGGGCAAGGUUUGGUGGUUCCAUCAUGGGCACCUCAAAUUGAGGUCCUUGGUCAUGCAUCCACAGGUGGUUUCUUGAGUCAUUGUGGUUGGAGCUCAGUUCUAGAGAGUGUGGUUAACGGGGUGCCCAUGAUUGCUUGGCCACUGUUUGCAGAGCAGAGAAUGAAUGCAAAGAUAAUCACGGAUGCUCUAAAAAUAGCAGUGAGGCCAAAGGCUGAUGAUGAAACUGCCUUAGUAAAACGGGAGGAAAUCGCAAAAGCUAUAAAGAGAAUCAUGGAAGGCGAUGAAAGCUUGGAAAUACACAAAAGAGUCAAAGAACUAAGUGAUGGUGCUGCUGCUGCACUGAGUGAACAUGGUUCAUCUACGAACGCGCUCUCUAGUCUAGCACUCAAAUGGCAUAACUUUUGACUGGCAGCUAAAAACUCAGUCCCUUCAUAUUUCCAGCUAGAAACUCUACAUCAGCGCCGCAGAAGACCAUCAACAGAGAAGCUUCUGAUCAAGUCUCCCCCACUACGUGGGGCUUCUUCCUCCUUGUGUGAGGUUCUCUACCUACUUCAGGUGGAUUUUACCUUUCAGUAAGGGUUGUUUUACCCUAAGUAGGGUUUUUGUUUUUACCUCCCAUGUCAUUUUUCUUUCUACCCCGCCACCACCCUUCUCUCCACCAUCUUCUCCAAAAUAUUCACCUCUUUUUCAGCUUUUAUUACCUCUUUUUCCACCUCUCUUCCCUUAAUCUCUCAAUCAAACCCAGGUCUCAAUCUACCUCUCAAUCAAACUAGCUUUUGGGUUGAGUUAGGCCUCUCAAAUUCUAAUAGAUACUAAGCAAUUUGUUCUCUUAUCAUGAUUCUUCUCUAAGUGAGCCUCGUUUAGUGGGAGAUGAACAGAAGCCGACCAAGGAUUUACUUACUCUUGACUAUAUAGACUAUUAUGUCUUGUUUUUUUUAAUUUCAUUUGUACAUUUUCAUUACCUUUGUCUUAUAUAAGAUGUUUUAGUUUGUCUGAA